This is a messenger RNA of Aspergillus versicolor CBS 583.65, 2196 nucleotides long. RefSeq lists its product as uncharacterized. Lineage: Eukaryota; Fungi; Ascomycota; Eurotiomycetes; Eurotiales; Aspergillaceae. Gene Ontology annotation, molecular function: DNA-binding transcription factor activity, RNA polymerase II-specific; DNA binding; carboxy-lyase activity. Bases 1 to 2196 code for a protein of 731 amino acids. Gene Ontology annotation, biological process: regulation of DNA-templated transcription; DNA-templated transcription. The transcript is spliced from 5 exons. The record is from RefSeq and is a predicted model, not a curated record.
AUGCCAGUCUACCCUGUUCGACGCCGGCCACGCGAGUGCAAAACAUGUCAUCAAUGUCGCGCGAGCAAGGUCCGCUGUGACCGAAAUGUGCCAUGCAGCAACUGCAUCAAGCGCGGGUUUAGUUGUACCUACGGUGGACCUCCGCCAACCUUGGUCUCCCCCAUACCCCCAAUUGCUCCCGAGAACUUCGUGGUUUCAACGACCCCAGGAAAUGUACCGCAGAUAAACCCCCCACCGACGCUAUCGACAAGUAACCAUGAUGCCCUCUCCUCUGCCGGUCCUGGUACGGACGAUCCAUCCUCGGAUACAGUUUCGAUAUCUCCCGUCGAGUGGGAAGAACUCAAUAUCAAGAUGCAGGAGAUGGCACAUGUCCUAGCAAGCAUGAAAUCAAUCGUUCAGGCCCAUUGUCAUCCACUGCAACCGCCACAACCGCAGAAACCAAUCGAUCGUCAUCCAGACGCAAGCGACGUAGGUGAAUCCCUGUCGCGGCCAAAUAACAACAUCUAUGGAUCGACCACGUUGAAAACAGGCUCGGUCCAUAUCGGAAAUCGGUCUGCGUUGCAUGAUAUCUUAGACAAGACGAAAAGUGCGGCAGACCCAGCGCAGGUGCUACCCAGAGACGAUUUGCUGGGCCAGUUUGCAUUGGAAAAUGACAACAGCGGAUAUCCUUUCGUUGACCUCUGGUCGUCGGAUCCGCUGACCUUUAACAUUGGAGGCGUAUGUGACGUACUGCCGGAUGAAGAUCAGUGUUUCAAACUGUUUAGUUGUUACAAAAAUAUCGCAGCUGUGUUGUAUCCUGUACUUUCAGAUAUUGAUCAAUUCGAGAGUGACCUGAAGCAGUUAUUGGAGGGCCGACAACGAACAGGCGGAGUCUAUCAGCCGGACGGGGAUGGCCCGUUGAAACCAUUUGGAAUGAGCAUCGGCUUUCUGAGCCUCUGCUUCGCAGUUCUUGCCUCCGGCUGCCAGCUUUCUGAUUUACCGGGAAUCCAACGUGAGAUGACUUCUUGGAUAUAUGUUUCCUGUUCGUACCAGUGUCUGCGCAUGCUGAAUUAUGUAUCGCAGCCGUCGGUGGAAGUCAUCCAGGUUCUGUUAAUCAUUAGCAGUGUUCUAUCCUACAACAUGAAUGCUGGAGCAUCUUACACAUUGCUCGGGCUGACGGAACGUCUUUGUAUGGUUCUUGGACUGCACGCAGAGGCGCCUGGCUACCCACCAGUCCUUCAAGAAGCUCGGAGAAGGGUUUGGUGGGCCAUGGCAUUUCAGAAUAGUCAUUUUUCCCUGGCCUAUGAUCGGCCUUCAAUUACCAUGAUCAGCCAGCCAGAUAUUCCCUACCACCGCAAAUCGAUGCCCGGGCAUCGGUCAUACUUCGAGACCCUGUCUUGCAUUCUUGGCGUCGUCCUUGAGACGCUCCGUAUCUUAAUGAUGGAGAAGCACUUGCACCUUCAACCAAGAGAAAUUUUCGUGCAUGUGAAACAAAUACGCAGCAUAUUUGCAGAGGCUGCGCCGCACCUGCGCUUCAGAGAGCGUUGCGCCAGCUUAGCAGACAGCAUUGAAUGGGCGGAGCUGAAGCUGCACUCUUCGUAUUAUAUCUCGCUUUUGUGCCGGGUAUCUUUGGAUCCGGACGCGUCGAUCACCGAUCAAGAACGUGAGAGCUUACGGCACGAGUGUUUGGCGAAUUUGGUGAACCUAAUCGAAGCCUUUAUUGAGUUGCACACGAUCAGCCCGUAUGCAUCGCGCACCUGGAUCAGUGUUCAACGGACCAUUGCAUCGGCCUUUCUCCUUAUCGCGAGUAGAAACGACCAGGUUUGGCCACAAUCUCGGGACUUGCUCCGGCGACUCGAAAGGGUCCUCGCAGACCACGUAUAUUCAGACGGGAGUGUGACCCCGACCACGCGCACAGACACGGCGAAGCACCUUUCCUCAUCAUUGGAAGCGCUUCGGGCAGUCACAUCUGCAUUUGGUUCGGGAAAGGACCAGCAGAACGAACAGGGGACACCCUUGAAAGGAGAAAGUGCGACGCGGAGCGUUCCGCAAGACGCCCCAUUUCUGCCCUCGCCCGCAUUCGCCCACCUUGCAGCCUCAAUGCCUUCCUACGGAGGAGCAUACGGCGUGCCUUUGGAAGACGGACAUCUUGACAAUAUUCUGAACCAAGUGUCGGACGUAAUGCUGUUUCCUAGUAUGAACAUAGGAAAUUCAUGA